CGGGGAGCGCGGCCGUGCCCUCUCGAGCAGCGGCGGGGUCCCCGCGGCGCCGGGCUGCGGAGCGAAGGGCCCGCGGCGGCCGCGGCCGGUGCAUGUACGGCUGCUGGAUGCGGAGGCGGCGGCGGCGGCGCUGAGCGGCAGGAUGUUAGGGCAGCAGCAGCAACUGUACUCGUCGGCCGCCCUCCUGACCGGGGAGCGGAGCCGGCUGCUCACCUGCUACGUGCAGGACUACCUUGAGUGUGUGGAGUCGCUGCCCCACGACAUGCAGAGGAACGUGUCUGUGCUGCGAGAGCUGGACAACAAAUAUCAAGAAACGUUAAAGGAAAUUGAUGAUGUCUAUGAAAAAUAUAAGAAAGAAGAUGAUUUAAACCAGAAAAAACGUCUACAGCAGCUUCUCCAGAGAGCACUCAUUAAUAGUCAAGAAUUGGGAGAUGAAAAAAUCCAGAUUGUUACACAAAUGCUCGAAUUGGUGGAAAAUCGGGCAAGACAAAUGGAGUUACAUUCACAGUGUUUCCAAGAUCCUGCCGAAAGUGAAAGAGCCUCAGAUAAAGCAAAGGUGGAUUCCAGCCAACCAGAAAGAUCUUCAAGAAGACCCCGCAGGCAGCGGACCAGUGAAAGCCGUGAUUUAUGUCACAUGACAAACGGGAUUGAAGACUGUGAUGAUCAGCCACCUAAAGAAAAGAAAUCCAAAUCAGCAAAGAAAAAGAAACGCUCCAAGGCCAAGCAGGAAAGGGAAGCUUCACCUGUUGAGUUUGCCAUAGAUCCUAAUGAACCUACAUACUGCUUAUGCAACCAAGUAUCUUAUGGGGAGAUGAUAGGAUGUGACAACGAACAGUGUCCAAUUGAAUGGUUUCACUUUUCCUGUGUUUCACUUACCUAUAAACCAAAGGGGAAAUGGUAUUGCCCAAAGUGCAGGGGAGAUAAUGAGAAAACAAUGGACAAAAGUACUGAAAAGACAAAAAAGGAUAGAAGAUCGAGGUAGUAAAGGCCAUCCACAUUAGGAUUAUUUGUCUUUUCUAUAAUUCGUUUACUUUGAGAAAAUGUUUUAGGGUAAACGCAUAAGACUAUGCAAUAAUUUUUGAUCAUUAGUAUUAAUGGUGUAUUAAAAGUUGUUGUACUUUG
Sapajus apella (tufted capuchin) is the source of this 1122-nucleotide messenger RNA. RefSeq names its product inhibitor of growth family member 2 (gene ING2). The transcript has 2 exons. Gene Ontology annotation, cellular component: nucleus. Lineage: Eukaryota; Metazoa; Chordata; Mammalia; Primates; Cebidae. The record is from RefSeq and is a predicted model, not a curated record. Gene Ontology annotation, biological process: positive regulation of DNA-templated transcription. Bases 143 to 982 code for a protein of 279 amino acids.